Molecule: messenger RNA, 596 nt
Organism: Linum trigynum
Lineage: Eukaryota; Viridiplantae; Streptophyta; Magnoliopsida; Malpighiales; Linaceae
Source: the annotation of a GenBank genome assembly
CACAUAACAAAAUAGGAGUUGAGAGGGAAAGAGAGAUAGAGUAACAAUGGUGAUGAGCGGCAACUCGAAGGUCUGCGUAGAUGGAGAAAACCAAUUUCCAGAAAGAAGGUCGAUCAAACCCGAUUGGCACAAAGCGCACGCCAGAUUCAUCAUCAACCUCUGCAUGGAGAAAGAACGAGGUGCAAAUAAUGGCAAUAACAACACCGCGGGUAUUUUCUCUUCUUCUUCGUACGAAUCAUUGUUCAGCGGCGGGUGGAAGAACAAUACGAGCAGCCCGGACGUCUACGUGUGGAGGCAGAGGUACCUCAGGAGCUAUAAUUUCACGAGGGAGGAGGAAUCGUCGGACGAGAGGAAGAAGAAAGGAUUGCACGGUGUCGUUUUGGGGAAGGUGCAGCGGUGGACGAACCAGAUGUUCGAGUGUAGUAGUAGUACUACUAAAGAAGAGGAGAAGAAGAAGAAGAGUUCUUGUACGGUUGAUGGUGGCAUUAAGUUCUUGUUAAGCUUCGCGGCAACAGUUGAUGUUCGGAUGAUCCACAGUUUGGGUGUUCUAUAGUUACUAAUGUCUAAAAGUAGGUCAAUAUAAUUAUUAAUUUUGU